Euleptes europaea (tarantolino) is the source of this 1485-nucleotide messenger RNA. It is a transcript of the gene MBTPS2, whose product is annotated as membrane bound transcription factor peptidase, site 2. Lineage: Eukaryota; Metazoa; Chordata; Lepidosauria; Squamata; Sphaerodactylidae. Gene Ontology annotation, biological process: regulation of response to endoplasmic reticulum stress; membrane protein intracellular domain proteolysis. Bases 1 to 1485 code for a protein of 494 amino acids. Gene Ontology annotation, molecular function: metalloendopeptidase activity; protein binding. The transcript is spliced from 11 exons. Gene Ontology annotation, cellular component: membrane; cytoplasm. The record is from RefSeq and is a predicted model, not a curated record.
AUGAUCCCGAUGCCGGUGGUGGUUUGCGUGCUGGGGGGCUGGUGCGUCGUGUACCUGGCCGACACCGUGUUGAAGUCGUCUUCCUCCCUGAAGGCAUCUUACGAAGACCGGCUUGCAUCAUACGGCCUAACCGUGUCUCCAUUUCACGUGCGAUGGCAGACUGCUCUCUUCAACCGCCUGUUUUACAAUUGGGGAAGAUGGAAACCCAGAUUUCUUUAUCUAUGGUUUAGUCUAGGAAUGCUUUUUGGCAUAGCUGCUAUGUUUGGUUCCGUUGUUCUCCUUGGGAAGACAUUGAUGCAGACAAUCUCACAGAUGCUAAAUGAAGCUCCUACAGCUCAGAAUGAUCAGAUGCUGCAGGUUGUGGUGCCUGGCGUAAAUCUUCCUAUCAGUCAGCUGUCCUACUUCUUCACAGCAAUUCUUAUCAGUGGUGUCAUACAUGAAGUUGGCCAUGGGGUGGCAGCUAUUCGAGAGCAAGUUCGAUUUAACGGCUUUGGGAUUUUUAUAUUUAUUGUUUAUCCUGGGGCAUUUGUUGAUCUCUUCACCACACACUUGCAACUUAUUUCUCCAGUCCAGCAGCUAAGAAUAUUUUGUGCAGGAGUCUGGCAUAACUUUGUGCUUGGAGUUGCAAGUCUUGUGGUUCUUUUCAUACUGCCAGCUCUUCUUUUUCCAUUAUAUUAUACUGGUUCAGGGGCCCUUGUUACUGAAGUCACAGAGGACUCUCCGGCUAAUGGACCCAGAGGCCUGUUUGUAGGCGAUCUUGUCACUGCUCUGCAGGAGUGUUCAGUUCAUAGUGUGGAGGACUGGAAUUCCUGCCUGGGAGAGAUUUCUCGGAAGCCACAAACUGGCUAUUGCAUAAAGGCAACAGUUCUGCAACAGUUAAGCUUCCCAUCUAGAGGUUUUAGGAGACUUGAUGGAACAAUUGAAUGCUGUAGCAACAAUAGCCUCACAGAUGUCUGCUUUUCAUAUAGUAAUAAUUUGGAGAGCCACCUGUAUACUUGUCUGCCAGCUCGGAAAACUAUUGAAGCCAGUCAGCUCUGCCGUACUAAUACAGAUUGCCAGAAGGACUUCGUUCCGAGCUUGUGUGUGACUCCGUCUUUGGAAAAUCAAACCAGACUCAUCCGGGUGAAACACUCUCCUCAGAUUGAUAUGCUGUUUGUAGGGCACCCGCUCCAUCUACAGUAUACAGUGAGCCUCAGCAGUUUCGUACCUCGGCACAGCUUUCUCAGCGUGGACCUGCCUGUGAUGAUGGAAACUUUUUGCAAAUAUCUCAUUUCACUCUCGGGAGCCUUGGCUGUAAUUAAUGCAGUCCCCUGCUUCGCUUUGGAUGGUCAAUGGAUACUAAACUCUUUCCUGGAAGCUACUGUUAGCACGUUGAUUGUUGAAAAACAAAACAGGGAGCUUGUAGGCUUUUUGAUUUUGCUUGCUGGCAGCACGCUUUUGGCUGCCAAUGUGGCUCUAGGACUCUGGAUUGUGACAGCACGAUAG